AUGUCCCAGACCAAAGCACCGAAGGUCCGCGCGACCCUCUUCUGCAUCCUGGUGGGCGUCGUGCUGGCCAUGGUGGCCGUGGUGACUGACCACUGGGCGGUGCUGAGCCCCGAGGUGGAGCACCACAACGCCACCUGCGAGGCGGCCCACUUCGGCCUCUGGCGGAUCUGCAUCAAGCGUAUUGUCAUGACGGACAGCAAGGACAAGACCUGCGGACCCAUCUCCCUGCCUGGGGAGAAAAACUGUUCCUACUUCAGGCAUUUUAACCCAGGCGAGACCUCGGAGAUCUUCGAAGUCACUACUCAGAAAGAGUACAGCAUCUCGGCUGCCGCCAUCGCCGUCUUCAGCCUCGGCUUCAUCAUCAUGGGGACCAGCUGCGCGCUUCUGUCCUUCAGGAAGAAGCGGGAUUACCUGCUGAGGCCGGCGUCCAUGUUCUACGCGUUCGCAGGUCUGUGCAUCUUCGUGUCGGUGGAGGUCACGCGGCAGUCGGUGAAGCGCAUGAUCGACAGCGAGCACACCGUCUGGAUCGAGUACUACUACUCCUGGUCCUUCGCCUGCGCCUGCUCUGCCUUCAUCCUCCUCUUCCUCGGCGGCCUGGCCCUGCUGCUCUUCUCCCUGCCUCGAAUGCCCCAGAACCCCUGGGAGUCCUGCAUGGACGCCGAGCCCGAGCACUAG
This is a messenger RNA of Hyaena hyaena (striped hyena), 675 nucleotides long. RefSeq names its product calcium voltage-gated channel auxiliary subunit gamma 1 (gene CACNG1). Gene Ontology annotation, molecular function: calcium channel regulator activity; voltage-gated calcium channel activity. Gene Ontology annotation, cellular component: L-type voltage-gated calcium channel complex; membrane. The coding region runs from base 1 to 675 and encodes 224 amino acids. The transcript is spliced from 4 exons. The record is from RefSeq and is a predicted model, not a curated record. Lineage: Eukaryota; Metazoa; Chordata; Mammalia; Carnivora; Hyaenidae. Gene Ontology annotation, biological process: calcium ion transmembrane transport; regulation of calcium ion transmembrane transport via high voltage-gated calcium channel.